Drosophila kikkawai is the source of this 866-nucleotide messenger RNA. RefSeq lists its product as uncharacterized. Lineage: Eukaryota; Metazoa; Arthropoda; Insecta; Diptera; Drosophilidae. The record is from RefSeq and is a predicted model, not a curated record.
GGCGCUCUGGCUAAUUUAGCACAUUUUUAUACACGUGCCAUUUAUUUUGAUUGCGUUUAUUUACAUUUUUUAUUUUUAAUAUAUCUUCGACUAAGAUAAUGAACGUCAGCGAGGACUUUAAGCCGGUGCCCACCAAGGCGGCACUGGCCUUACAGAAGAAACAACAGGCCAGCAGCGAGUUCAAGGCGCUGGUUUUCCAGGAACCACAAUAUCUACCGAAAUCUAAAUCAGAUUCCAAGCCGCUAGAUCAGGAGGAAUCGCAACCAAAGGCCGCCCACAAGAUCAAGGAAGCCGGAAUGGAGUUGAAUCCGGAGUUUGACAUAAAGAAGGCACGCCACGAGAUCCUGAACUUUGCCACAAGGAAUCAGCGCGUCAUCAAGAACAAGCGCAAAAUGGAGAUGUUCCAGCUGGCCAAGCUGGGUGCCAAGCCGCUGAAGAAGCCGGCACGCAACUACAAGGAGCUGAAGGAUGAGCGCCAGCGACUGCAUAACAUCCGCGAGGAGCGGAAGAAGUUCCAUCAGCUGGGCAAGAACCAAGCCGGUGCGGCAAGCGUCAAGUGCCGGACCAAAGGACAAAAGGAACGAAACCAGAAGAAGCGGGCGCCCGUCUCCGCCAUCGAUCAGCAUUAUGGCAAGGCGCAGCCAAAGUUCAAAGCGAGAAAGUAAAAGUGAUUUAACAAAUAAACUUAAUUUAGCUAAACCCUGUGAAAAGUGUAGAUUUGGGCAAGUGCGGGAAUGUGGGAAUGUGUAGAAUGCAAAUAUGAUUGCAAUUGAUAAUCGGUAUCGAUUUUUCCAUGCUUUUUACAUUUAUUAACAAUUAGAAUUGUUAAUUUAAACAAUUAAUUGCAAUUUUAUAAAUAAAAAACA